CCUUAAACACAAACCUCUUCUUGUCAUUAAAAAAAUUAAAUAGCAUGUCAAAAGAUAAUUUCGAUAAUGGAUCAGUUAGUGCAAAGACAAUCAGUUCUUCAAGCACAGAAUCAUCAAAAGAAAGAAAACAAAGAAACAGGAAAAAAUCAAAAGUCGAAAGAACCCGUUACUCUACACAAUGCAAAAUACUCCUAAUGGUGCUCGCUUUAAUAAGUUUUCUUCUGCUAAUUAUUAUACUCCUCAUUGGUUACCUGUGGUUUCCCAAAUAUUUAGACACUAAAAUAGUGAAAACUAAAGAAAAAAUUAGAACCAAAUAUAUAAAUACAACCGUUUGCAGAUUUUACUUUUUCAAUAUAACAAAUCCAGAGCAGGUUAGAAAUGGUUAUCAAGUCAAAUUGGAAGAAAUUGGACCGUACGUGUAUAACGUAGAAGUGGAAAUUAAAGGCAAUUAUAAGAGUGAAGUAAAUAAAUUCGAUGCAGUGGCAUCAAGCCCUUUAACUGAAGAUGAUAAAAUUUUUCCAAUAAAUAUUAUAUUUCUUCAUAGUAUAUAUUCCCUUUUAAAUCAAACAGAAUUGAAUACAAUGAUUCUUCAGAACAAAAUAUACGAGAAAGCAUUUAAUAAAAAUGCAAAUAUAUUUUUAACUACCACAAUUAAAGAAUUUUUUCAUCACGGAAUUAAUUAUUGCGUUCCAUCAACUGACCCCAAUGACGUAUUUUACACUGAUUUUUGUAAAAGAGUUGCUGAAAUUUGGGGGUUAAUGAAUUAUGGAUCAGAAAAGAAAAGAUUCUCAAUACCAUAUUUUCAUUUUCAUAUGAAAAGAAUAGUUGAUGUUAUAGAAUAUUAUGAAGCCACGGAAAUAUGGAGAAGAAACGAGUAUAAAUGUAACGAGAUACGUGGAAUCAUUGGUGGCAAUUUUCCAAAGCGUCUCAAAGCAAAAAUUUAUGAAUGGUACAUUUGGUUUUUAUGUAGGCAAAUGAAGUUUGCGUAUAAUGCCAUUGAGUACAGAGGAAACGUUCGGGCGUAUAGGUUCGUCGCUUUAGCAAAUAGUUUUCAUGGUAGCAUAUCGGAAAAUAGAUGCUACUGUAUCCCAGGUAAUGCUACUGGAAACUUUCUAAAUUCACUUGGCUGCUAUCCAGAUGGAGCCAUUGAUGUCACCAAUUGUGUCCAUAAAACUAUGAUAAUGUCUUUUCCUCAUUUCUUACAUGCCAAUGAAAUUUACCACGGAUGGGUUAAUGGGCUAAAUCCAGAUCCAAGAAUUCACGAGUCAUUUGCCAUUGUGGAACCAACAAGCGGAAUUCUGCUGCAUUCUAGAUUAUCAUUUCAACAAAACGUACCUUUACGAUCAAUAAGUUGUGUAAAUACAUUGCAACAUGUUAGUAAAGCUGUUAUACCGCUACUUUGGUACGAGACAGAGUAUAAGCUGCCAGAUUCGGCCCUUAAAGAAUUAGACAAUGAGAUUUGUCAUAAGGUGAACGCUAUUAAGUAUAUGAAACUAGUAUUUGGGAUAUUAAGUCUAUCGGCCUUUAUAAUUUUAUUAGCUUUAGCAAUAAGUUAAGCUGUUAUCAAUAAAGGUAUUAAAAACUA
This is a messenger RNA of Anthonomus grandis grandis, 1585 nucleotides long. Its product is annotated as sensory neuron membrane protein 2-like. Gene Ontology annotation, cellular component: cytoplasm; membrane. NCBI's taxonomy places the organism in Eukaryota, Metazoa, Arthropoda, Insecta, Coleoptera, Curculionidae. The coding region runs from base 45 to 1556 and encodes 503 amino acids. The record is from RefSeq and is a predicted model, not a curated record. Gene Ontology annotation, molecular function: scavenger receptor activity. The transcript has a single exon.